Messenger RNA from Podarcis lilfordi (Lilford's wall lizard), 10777 nucleotides. The record is from the annotation of a GenBank genome assembly. Lineage: Eukaryota; Metazoa; Chordata; Lepidosauria; Squamata; Lacertidae.
AUGAGAAACGCGGGUGGGUGGAGGGGGGGGGGAGACUUCCAAGGAGACCCUGCAGGUCCCCAACUUCGCAGCCGGAUCCCACGUACCCUGCCGGUGGGUCCCAGGGAAGGCGCUUCCACGAGAGGCCCUUUAACAUUCAGUUUUUUAGUCAUUUCAAAGUAGGGAUCAAGAUUCACACUGCAGAAUGCAGAAACCCCCACCUCGCUUGUCGUCAGUCUGCAAUAAGAUGGGGGGGGGGCCCUUGAUGCAGAGUCCUUGGCCCAGAUGGAGAAGGGAGGGCAGCCCUAGAGCGCAGAAGCAGGCAGGGAGAGGGAGGGCGGUCUCGGUGCCCUCGGCUUGCCAAGGGUUAAAAGGAGCAGAGCGGGAUUCCUAGAGAGGACAGGAAGGGGAGGGCAGGGUCCUCCCGAGCAGAAGCCCCUCCCUGCCCAGUCCCUUCCUGCAAGCAAAGAGGAGGCUGCUUUGUUCUCUCUGCUUUGCAAAAACUUCUGGUGAGUCUCUUCUCUCUUCCCCCUUGGGGUGCAGCGGGAAGGAGGGGGUCCCAGGGCUGCAAGGGAGGAGGCAAGGGGCCCCCCGUUCGGCUCAUGCAUGGAGGGGGGGAGACCCCCAAGUCAGGGAGCAGAGGGUCCUGCCCCCAGUUCCUCUCUGCCAAGCCAGGGAGGGGCUGAGUGUCCAGCAGGUCUGCAACUCUGUUCUUCCUUUGGAUCAAGAUGCUGCCUUCCUUUUUGGGGAGGAGUCUUUGGGGCAACAAAAAGAGGGCAUGCAAAUAAGCCCCCUUCAGAUUGAGGGGAAAGUCGCAUUUCAUAACACAGAGAAGCAUCCAAGGACUCCGAGGAAGGAGAAGCCCUGUGGAGUGGGGAGAUACAGCCCCCCCCCAAGUGUGGAGACUGGAGGGGAGACCCUCUCCCACCAUCUACUCAAAUACAAUUCCCAGAGUUCCCUGGCAAGAAGGGUGGAUUGGUGACCACUCUGGGAAUUGCAGUCUUUGGGCAGCAGGGCUGAAGCUGUCUCCUUGCAACUCUCAGGGUCCUGAACCAAUUCUGGCUCCCAGGAUUCUUGGGAGGAGUCACUAGGGCCAGGUGAGAUCUGGUUUCCAACCUUGUGAUGGAUCAGCAGCUAAACAUCUGCCCCCUCCCAGCUGAGGAAGUGCACAGACUGGCAUGUGCCACUCUUGGGAGCAGGAGCUGCAUCCAGCCUUGCUCAGCUCAACAUUUUUAGGAAGACCAAGCCCCUCCUGCCCUGGCAAGGCACUGGGGUGAAGCUGCAACACCAUCAGCAUCCUGUGUGAAUAAUAAUAAUAAUAAUAUUUACCUGCCACCCAUCUGACUGCGUUUCCCCAGACACUCUGGGCGGCUUCCAGCACAUAUAAUAUACAGGGCUGCCUUCAGGUGUCUUCUAUUUUUAUUUUUUUUUAAUAAUAUUUGUUAAGAGUUUAAAGAUUACAAAAAGAGGAAAAAAGUUAAACAAUACAAUACAAUACAAUACAAUACAAAAAAACAAAAACACUACUUAUACACUAAUCUUAACAAAACAAAAACAAAAAACAAUUAAAAACACAUCCAAUAAUUCCGUAUCUUAUCUUUCAUUUACUUGUUUCAUCGACCUCCUGACACCUCACUUUUUUGUAUUCCAGUUCAGUUAGCUGUUUCAGCAAAUCCUUUCCAUCUUCCUCAGUUUUCUGUCCUAUAAUUUAUCUUAACACAAUCUAGCCUUAUUUUCCCCUUUAAUCCAUUAACAAUCUAUUUUUACUUAAUUCUUUGCAACAUUUCUGCUAAAGCCAUAUAACUUCAAUCCAACAUCAUUCUAACAUUCAUUAAUUUUACAGUAUUUCUGUAAAUAGUCUUUAAAUUUUUUCUAAUCUUCUUCCACCGACUCUUCUUCCUGGUCCCGGAUUCUGCCAGUCAUUUCUGCCAGUUCCAUGUAGUCCAUCAACUUCAUCUGCCAUUCUUCCCGGGUGGGUAAAUCUUGUGUCUUCCAAUACUUUGUGAUGAGUAUUCUUGCUGCUGUUGUAGCAUACAUAAAGAAAGUUCUAUCCUUCUUUGGCACCAGUUGGCCGACCGUGCCCAGGAGAAAGGCCUCUGGUUUCUUCAGGAAGGUAUAUUUAAAUACCUUUUUCAUUUCGUUAUAAAUCAUCUCCCAGAAUGUCUUAAUCCUUGGGCACGUCCACCAAAGGUGAAAGAAUGUACUUUCAGUCUCAUUACAUUUCCAACAUUUAUUGUCAGGUAAGUUAUAAAUUUUUGCAAGCUUGACUGGUGUCAUGUACCACCUGUAAAUCAUUUUCAUUAAAUUCUCUCUUAAGGCAUUACAUGCCGUAAACUUCAUACCUGUGGUCCAUAACUGUUCCCAGUCAGCCAUCAUAAUGUUGUGUCCAACAUCUUGUGCCCAUUUAAUCAUAGCAAAUUUCACCGUUUCAUCCUGAGUGUUCCAUUUCAACAGCAAGUUAUACAUUCUUGACAAAUUCUUAGUUUUGGGAUCUAACAAUUCUGUUUCCAAUUUUGAUUUUUCCACCUGGAAGCCAAGUUUUUUGUCCAAAUUAUAUGCCUCCAUUAUUUGGUAGUAAUGGAGCCAGUCUCACACUCUAUUUUUUAAUUUUUCAAAGUUCUGCAGUUUUAUUCUGUCUCCCUCUUGUUCCAGAAUUUCCCAAUAUUUCGGCCAUUUGGCCUCCAUAUUGAGUUUUUUCUGAGCCUUCGCUUCCAUCGGUGACAACCAUCUUGGGGUUUUAUUUUCUAACAAAUCCUUAUAUCUUAUCCAGACAUUAAACAGUGCUUUUCUGACAAUAUGGUUUUUAAACGCUUUAUGUGCUUUAACUUUGUCGUACCACAAAUAUGCAUGCCAACCAAAUACAUUGUUGAAACCUUCUAAGUCCAGCACAUCAGUGUUUUCAAGAAGCAGCCAUUCUCUCAGCCAGCAAAAAGCGGCUGAUUCAUAAUAAAGUUUAAGGUCUGGCAGGGCAAAUCCACCUCUUUCUUUAGCAUCAGUUAAUAUCUUAAAUUUUAUUCGAGGCUUCUUGCCCUGCCAGACAAAUCUAGAGAUAUCUCUCUGCCACUUCUUGAAACAGUCCAUUUUGUCCAAGAUUUGCAAUGUAUGAAACAAAAACAGCAUCCUUGGCAAUAUGUUCAUUUUAACCGCAGCAAUACGGCCCAGCAGUGAAAGCUUCAAAUUUGACCAAAUUUCUAAAUCUUUUUUCACUUCAGCCCAACAUUUUUCAUAGUUAUCUUUAAAUAAAUUCCCAUUUUUUGCUGUCAAGUUGAUCCCCAAGUAUUUAACUUUCUUAACCACUGUUAAACCUGUCUCAUUCUGAAACCUCUCUCUCUCUAUUGGUGUUAAAUUUUUCUCUAAAACCUUAGUUUUUACCUUAUUCAAUUUAAAUCCUGCAACUUGACCAAAUUCUUGAAUCAAUUCUAAAACCCUCUUGGUACUAGAUUCUGGCUCCUGUAACGUCAGUACUAAGUCAUCUGCAAAUGCUCUCAAUUUGUACUGUUUGGCUCCGACCUGUAUACCUUUAACCAACUGGUCCCUUCUAAUCAUGUUCAGCAAAACCUCCAGGACCGAAAUAAAAAGCAAUGGGGAAAUUGGGCAACCUUGUCGUGUCCCUUUUUCUAUCUUAAAUUCUUCCGUCACCACAUUAUUUACAAUUAAUUUAGCCUUUUGUUCUGAAUAAAUUGCACUUAUACUGUUUUCAAAGCCUUGGCCUACCCCCAUACCCUGUAGGUUCUGACGGAUCUAUUUUUUCCUUUCCAUCUGCCAUAACACUUAAGAAAUUCAAGGUCAGUCCCACAGUCACACAAUUUUUAUCUUACAGCUGGAAAUUCCCCUAAUCCAGCUCUUGUAACAGUUUCAAAAGCUUCCUCUAGGGGGAAACAGUUGCUAUUUGUAUUUGUAUUAAUCCGUAAUGUCGCCUUUUAAGACACAGUUCAAACAAUAAAGUUAGUUUCAGUUUUCAGCUACUUUUACUCCUUUUUGAGAUCAGACGGAGACAGUUAAAACAAUGUAUCUCUCUUAUUUAGCUAGCUGUCAGCGAACGUUCUAUUCACAGUCAAUAAACAUUCCAAAGUACAUCAGUCUUAUUGGCAGCCCGUUUCCAGGUUCUGAGCGGUGGUAUUUUAACUUCCUUCCCUCUCUCUUGCAGGCAUAUACGAUCCAGAACUUCCCCCCUCUUCUCCCGCUUCCAAGGGGGGUUUAAUAUUUUUCACUGCUGGAAAUUUAGUCCUUUACAGUAGGCUUUCCAAGACUUUAGCUUGCAGCCUCUUUGCUUCAGUCUAUUUACAAAAGGGGAAGGCGGACUUCCUGUUUUGAGCCUCCCCGUUUCGGUGCCAAAUUAAGUCUUUUUAAAAAUCCAAUUCUUCACUCUACUCACGGGUAGUUGCUUUAAGAUCAAAUUGUCCACAGGAAAAAGUCAGCGCUCUCCGGCAACGGCUGUGAGGCUUCGCUCCGUGGAAGAAGCAGUCGAUUCAAAGCACCGCGCCGCUCACCCCACGUCGCUCCGGAUCCCCGAAACCGGGUUUCCCCGUGAGUAGGGGAGGCGCAAAAGGUGCCCGCCAAAUCCCACGUUCACAGGCUUCACCCGCCUGUGAUUUUUGAUGGGUCUCCGCCUUCGCCGUGGCGGCCAGACCCGAUUUCCACGAGGCAAAUUGCUCCCGAUCAGAGGAAUUCCGCCAUUACCAAAGGCGCUAACCCGGAAGUGCCUUCAGGUGUCUUCUAAAGGUUACAUAGUUACUCAUCUCCUUGACAUCUAAUUGGAGCGUGUUCCACAGGGAGGGCGCCACUACCCAUAAGGCCCUCAGCCUGCUUCCCUGUAACUUCUCUUCUUGCACUGAGGGAACCACCAGAAGGCCCUUGGUGCUGGACCUCAGUGUUCAGGCUGAAUAAUGGGGGUGGAGAUGCUCCUUCGGGUAUAGUGGGCCAAGGCCGUUUAGGGCUUUAAAGGUCAGCAUCAACACUUUGAAUUCUGCUUGGAAACAUACUGGAAACCAAUGUAGAUCCUUUAGGAGUGGUCUUACAUGGUUCCAGCAGCCACUCCCAGUCAUCAGUCUAGCCUCUGCAUUCUGCAGAACACUAAGUGAAUGACACAGAAGUUGCUGCAGACUAAAGUUAGAAAAGCUUUAAUUGCUACAAAUGGUAUAAGGAAACAUGAUAAGGAAUUAAGGGAAAAGAUGGUGUUGACCUAGAGUGGUUACAAAAUUUCUGGUCUCUCCCUGAGUGCCAUGGGCCCUCCUCCAAAGAGAGCUUCUCUAAAGAAAGCACAACCAAAAAUCACUCCAUUUUGCGUGAAUAAGGAAAAUAAUUCAUUUUGCGUGAAUAAGGGUCUCUCAGCAGCUCUAAUGAUGAGCAGAAAGAGGUUUGGGGCCCAGCCAGCUCAACUGCUAAGUCAUCUCUUGCAUUGAGUCGUGGGGGCACCUACAUGUAAUAGCUACUCGGCUGUAUUCUGCCGAUGCUCUGGGGUUCCAGUUUUCAGGCUUGGGGGACAGGAUGGUGCCUGGUUUUUGCACCAAGUUCUAUCCAUAACCCCACUGAGUUCAAUGGGGUCCACUCUCAGUCACUACUGUGCAUACCAUGUCAGCCUUACGAAGUGGGGUGAGGUGCAAACAGAUUAAGUUGGAAUCAUUGUAGAUGUUUCAAAUGGGGUUUCUGUUGGGAAGGGGCUGCCCCAUUUGUGCUUCUUCAGGAGCAGGGGAAUAUCUAGGGCAGGAGAAUCCCUGCAGGGCCUCUGAGGCUCCCUUUGUUUCUUCCUCUCUCCCAGGACCCUGCAGCUUGUGGUGGCUUCUUGACUCCUCAGGAAGGAUGAAAGAGACUGAAUCUGUAAACCUAGCGAGGAUGGAAGGGGGAAGAUGGACAGUUGACCUGGUCAGGUUGUCUCCUGCAUCCCUCCUCACAGCCUCUGAGCGUUCCCUCCCAGGGACCUCCGAGGGAUCUGGUGAGUGCCAGGGGAGGGGAGAUGGGGACAUGGAUGGAUGGGGCUGGAGAGGUACUGGGGCUUGCUCAGCUUGGGGGUGGGAUGAGGCAGGCAGGCGGAUGGAGAUUGAGAAGGUGAGCACCUUUUUGGGCUCCUCCACCUGCCUUCCAGCGCCUUUGACAUCUGCAGGGAAUUUGAGCUAGGAAUACAUCACAGCUCCCCGGCUACCACGAUGUAUUGGCGCCAGUACUGUGCUCUGAAUGCCCUACCAAUGUCAGAGAACUCACCGAUCCAUUGCGCAGCACUAGAAGCCAUGAUUCUUUAAAUUACCUGAUCCUAAUUUCAGGACUGAUUGCCGAUGGGGCCUCUGUGUUUUCCCUUUUUCUUUUCUUUUAGAAAUUACUUUUCAUUUUCUUUUAAAAACAAGGAUCAUAUAAGACUAAUAUAUGAUACAAAUAUGUAGACUAAAUAAAUUUGCAGGAAUAACAUGUUGUUCCUCGUUGAUGAUCAGUGUAUGAGUUCUGGGUUCAUGAAUUGGUAUAAAUUGAAACAAAAAAGGGUAAACAGCGGAGAACAGAGAACAUUCAACAUCGCAUAGCCGAAUUCCUAGUCAGAAGCUCUUGUGGCCGUUGGGCUUAGAUUAAGUGUGAGUAAUAGUCAUUUUCCAUCUUCUGUUACCAAUUAAACUAUACAGAGUUGGUCUCCUCAUGAAAAUGAGAGGAGAUUCAAAGUGAAGAAAGAUAUUUAGAAAAAGGUUUAAAUUUAGACCAAAUUUAGAUUGAGGCAACAGCUGAUGGGGAGUGUGCAGGUGAAGAUGUUCCUGCUUGUUUCAGAGGAGGCAGGGACGUUGCUGGAUCCUGACAAGAGAGCUUUUCGUAAGGAAGUCAAGAAGGAGAAUUGAGGGAUCAUGGACCCUCUCGUUAAAAUUCCCUGUUAGAGCAUAACAUCAAUUUUGAAAUUCCAUGCAUACAGUGGUGCCUCGCAAGACGAAACUAAUUCGUUCUGUGAGUUUCUUCGUCUUGCGAAUUUUUCGUCUUGCGAAGCACGGAACUGCACUUCUUCAAGCAAUGCGCCUGGUUUUAAGAAAAAGGAAACAAAUUCGCAAGACGUUUUUGUCUUGCGAAGCAAGCCCAUAGGGAAAUUUGUCUUGCGAAGCAACUCUAAAAACGAAAAACUCUUUCGUCUUGCGAGUUUUUCGUUCUUACGAGGCAUUCGUCUUGCGAGGUACCACUGUACCUCUAUUUCAGGGGUGGCCAGCUUCCAAGAGACUGCAAUCUACUCACAGAAUUCAAAACUUGGAGUGAUCUACCCCUGUUUUGUAGGGGUUCAGGUCAAAGUUGUUGAGCUUUUAUUAGCAACUCACCAAAGGAGCGCUGGGGGGGAAACAGCCUCCAGCCUCGGUUUGUAAGCUCUGUCUUCCAUUCUCCAACAAUGGAGGGAGGAUCCGGGAGGGGGUCAGCGAUUGACUGCGAUUGACCAAAACCUCGCAGGGAUCUAUCAGUAGAUCGUGAUCGACCUGUUGGACAGCCCUGCUCUAUUUGAUGAACCUCCACUAUUUGGAAGGAGACCCACAGCAUCUGGGAUUCUAACAUCCACACCGUGAGCCCUGAAUGGAGGGAUAUCAACUGUUUGUGAAUAUUCUUUGUCUAGUCAUGCCUUUUGAAACAAUGACCAGGCUUGUCUGAACCACCCAGGCCUUCUUAAAUGUGGGCUUGAGAGUUUUUAGGGAAGUUUGCAUUUGAUUGACCAAAGAGAUGACCGACCUUGCAUAUGGGGUGGAUUCCAGGAUUGAGCCAAAUCAAAUCUAUCCCAGAUAAAAGCCAAGCAAUAUGUCAGUUAAUAUCAGCCAACAAAGGCAGUGAAAACUAUUGUAAGGCCUCACAUCUAACUUCAGUCCUUCCUUUAUCACAAGCAUUCAUUAACUUUGUUCAGUAAUGGAUGUGAACCACGUCCCCUUCGCUCUGAGUGGGGUUGGGGUCCGGGGCAGCGAUGCAGAGUUAGCACGACUUACCCUAACAUGGCAGUGCAUUGCUGGGGGAGGGGUCAGGUGGUGGGUUUGAUGGUUGUGUGUCAUCUGCGCCCCGGUCACAGUAUGCUGGCAAUGGCACCCCAUUGUUUUCAAGAGAGUCAGGCACCCCUCAGGUGUACUCAAAUGUUGGGGGAUUGAAGAUGCCACACAUCUACAAUGCCGUUAAGUUACACUUCAAGGAUGUCCUCUUGAGGCUGAAAUGGAGCACUCUCGUCACUUAGUGAGUUGGGGGGGGGCGGGGAACUCUGUUCAAUAAUCUGGAGCUCCAUUUCUUCCUGAGGCGAUAUUUAUCUUCUCUCUUCAUUGCAGAUGGUGAUGAAUGGGAAGGGAAGAACAAGGGGGACCACAACAGAAUCCACAUAUCGGAGAAAUCAAAUAAAUAUUCAGAGUAUGGAGAGAACAUCGGCCAGAGCUCCCAGUCCACCUCCCAUCAACGAAAGAGCUUCAUUCGGAGGGAUAGCCUCACUUCACAUGAAAGAAUUCACAGAGGAGAGAAAUUGUAUCACUGCAGAGAAUGUGGAAAGAGCUUCAGUCGAAAGGAUCAUCUCACUUCCCAUCAAAGAAUUCACACGGGGGAGAAACCCUAUCAGUGCUUAGAGUGUGGAAUGAGCUUUAAUCAAAGCAUACAUCUCACUUGCCAUCAAAGAAUUCAUACAGGGGAGAAACCCUAUCAGUGCUUGGAAUGUGGAAAGAGGUUUCAUCAGAAUGGGGAUCUCACUACCCACAAAAGAAUUCAUACAUGGAAGAAACCCUAUCAGUGCCUGGAAUGUGAAAAGAGCUUCAGUCACAGGCAGAGUCUCACUUCCCAUCAAAGAAUUCAUACAGGGGAGAAACCCUUUCAGUGCAUGGAAUGUGGGAAGAGCUUCAGUUGCAACUCAAAUCUCUCUUCCCAUCAAAGAAUUCAUGCAGGGGAGAAACCCUAUCAGUGCCUGGAAUGUGAAAAGAGCUUCAGUCACAGGCAGAGUCUCACUUCCCAUCAAAGAAUUCAUACAGGGGAGAAACCCUAUCAGUGCCUGGAAUGUGAAAAGAGCUUCAGUCACAGGCAGAGUCUCACUUCCCAUCAAAGAAUUCAUACAGGGGAGAAACCCUAUCAGUGCUUGGAAUGUGGAAAGAGGUUUCGUCAGAAUGGGGAUCUCACUACCCACAAAAGAAUUCAUACAGAGGAGAAACCCUAUCAGUGCUUAGAAUGUGGGAAGAGCUUCAGUCGAAAGGACAGUCUCACUUCGCAUCAAAAAGUUCAUACAGGGGAGAAACCCUAUCAGUGCCUGGAAUGUGAAAAGAGCUUCAGUCACAGGCAGAGUCUCACUUCCCAUCAAAGAAUUCAUUCAGGGGAGAAACCCUUUCAGUGCUUGGAAUGUGGGAAGAGCUUUAAUCGAAGCGCACAACUCACUUGCCAUCAAAGAAUUCAUACAGGGAAGAAACCCUAUCAGUGCUUGGAAUGUGGGAAGAGCUUCAGUCGAAAGGACAGUCUCACUUGCCAUCAAAGAAUACAUACAGGGGAGAAAUCCUAUCAGUGCUUAGAAUGUGGGAAGAGCUUCAUUCAAAAGUCCAGGCUCACUUCGCAUCAAAAAGUUCAUACAGGGGAGAAACCCUAUCAGUGCUUGGAAUGUGGGAAAAGCUUCAGUCAGAGCAGAAAUCUCUCUUCCCAUCAAAGAAUUCAUACGGGGGAGAAACCCUAUCAUUGCUUAGAAUGUGGAAUGAGCUUUAAUCAAAUCAUACAUCUCACUUGUCAUCAGAGAAUUCAUACCAGGAAGAAACCCUAUCAGUGCUUGGAAUGUGGAAAGAGGUUUCGUCAGAAUGGGGAUCUCACUAUCCACAAAAGAAUUCAUACAGAGGAGAAACCCUAUCAGUGCUUAGAAUGUGGAAAGAGCUUUAAUCGAAGCUCAAAACUCACUUGCCAUCAAAGAAUUCAUACAGGGGAGAAACCCUAUCAGUGCCUGGAAUGUGAAAAGAGCUUCAGUCACAGGCAGAGUCUCACUUCCCAUCAAAGAAUCCAUACAGGGGAGAAACCCUGUCAGUGCCUGGAAUGUGGGAAGAGCUUCAGUUGCAGCUCAAAUCUCACUUCCCAUCAAAGAAUUCAUUCAGGGGAGAAAUCCUUUCAGUGCUUGGAAUGUGGAAAAAGCUUCAGUCAGAGGCAGGGUCUCACUUCCCAUCAAAGAAUUCAUACAGGGAAGAAACCAUAUCAGUGCUUCGAAUGUGGGAAGAGCUUCCGUCACAGCAAUAGUCUCACUUCCCAUCAAAGAAUUCAUACAGGGGAGAAACCCUAUCAGUGCUUGGAAUGUGGGAAGAGCUUCAGUCGAAAGGACAGUCUCACUUUGCAUCAAAGAAUACAUACAGGGGAGAAAUCCUAUCAGUGCUUAGAAUGUGGGAAGAGCUUCAUUCAAAAGUCCAGGCUCACUUCGCAUCAAAAAGUUCAUACAGGGGAGAAACCCUAUCAGUGCUUGGAAUGUGGGAAGAGCUUCAGUCAGAGCAGCAAUCUCUCUUCCCAUCAAAAACUUCAUAAAGGAGAGAAACCCUUUCAGUGCUUGGAAUGUGGAAAGAGCUUCAGUCACAGCCACAGUCUCACUUCCCAUCAAAGAAUCCAUACGGGGCAGAAACCCUAUCAGUGCUUGGAAUGUGGAAAGAGCUUCAGUCACAGCCAAAGUCUCACUUCCCAUCAAAGAAUCCAUACAGGGGAGAAACCCUAUCAGUGCUUCGAAUGUGGGAAGAGCUUCAGUCACAAAUCACAUCUCACUUCCCAUCAAAGAAUUCAUACAGGGGAGAAACCAUAUCAGUGCUUCGAUUGUGGGAAGAGCUUCAGUCAGAGCCAGAAUCUCGCUUCCCAUCAAAUAAUUCAUACAAGAGAGAAAACCUCUUAG